AGUCCCAGGCCGGCUCUGUCCGUCUCGUCUCGGCCGACCCGCAGGAUCGACCCGAAAUCAACUUCCGCUUCUUCCGCGACCGCGGCGACGAGGACCCUGAAGGAGCUGGUCGAGGCCGCCAACCUGCUACGCGAGGCCUGGCGGGCCGCUGGCGAGCCCGCCCUGCCCUUUGACGAGCUACACCCCUGCCCGGACAAAAGUGCUCCGACGAGUCCCAGGCCGAGUAUAUCAAGCUCCAGGCCUACUCGCACCACGCGACAUCGACCUGGGCCAUCGGCGCCGACGACGACCUCAUGGCCGUGCUCGAUCACAAAUUCCGCGUCCGGGGUGUCGAAGGCCUCCGCGUCGUCGACGCGAGCGCCUUCCCCGCCGUCCCUGGCGCGUUCCCGAGCUGCCCGACUAUGGUGCUCAGUGCCAAAGCCGCUGAGGUCAUCCUGGCGGAUGCCUCCGAGAGGCUCCGGUAAUAUGGGCGCCUUGUUGGCCACGUGAUUACCUAACAACCUUUAGGUAGGUAUUAUUAGUUGCUCUACGGGGUCGUGCUAGGUGCGG
Molecule: messenger RNA, 549 nt
Organism: Thermothelomyces thermophilus ATCC 42464
Lineage: Eukaryota; Fungi; Ascomycota; Sordariomycetes; Sordariales; Chaetomiaceae
Exons: 1
Coding region: 294-464 (56 amino acids)
Molecular function (GO): oxidoreductase activity, acting on CH-OH group of donors; flavin adenine dinucleotide binding
Source: RefSeq, a predicted model, not a curated record